UUGGUUUUUUGUGAAUUUGUGUUGUUUCGUUUGUUUGAGUGAUGAGUGCUGAAAUUGCGGAGAACAAGUCUUUUGUGUGCGUGUUAUGUGUUUUGUGUGGAGAGUAUUUGAAGCAAAGUUGCGUCCUUUAAUAACGAAGGAACCCCUCACUUUUUUUCUGGAACAAACCCUCCCUCUUAUCAUUCAACUCUUUUUUCCCCCUUAAUCUAAAAAAAUAAAAAAAAAUAAAAAAGAUUUGAUAUAUAUGUUUUUGGUUUCUGUUCUUCAGAAUAUAAUUUGGUUUCUGAGGAAUUAGGUUUUUAUUUUCUCCCUCUGUUUAAGUCAUAAGAUGAUGCUGGUUUGUGGUUUUGGUGGUCAUUGCAGCUUUGGGAUUGAAUUGGUCAUCACAUAAUCAUAUUUUGAAGGGAUUAAAAAAAUUGAUGGAUGACUAUUCUGGAAAAAGAGCAAUUGAUGGGGUGGUAGUCCCUAAAAAGGGGAUGGGCCAUUUGUUUAGAGAUUCUGCUAAUACUAGAGAUAGAAAUGGUCAAGUGUGCAGCCGUCUUGGUUGCAGUAGUAAAGUCAACUCUCCUAAAGGUUCUCAAAUUGGUUCUUCUGAAAAGGGUAAAUCUUUGAAAACUUCUUUUCGAACUACAUCCAGUGGUAAGGAAGCAAUUGGGAGUUCUUCUAGAACUUUCACAGGGAAUAAUAACUCAGGAAAAUCCCUUAUAAAACCUCGGAAGACAUUAUCCUCUCAAUUAGAGGCUGAUUCUUCAGAAACUAGUAGUGUACAUGAUGAGACAGAUAUUUCAAAUCUUGUCCCUCCAUCUGAAAACUUUCGGAGAGUACUUCAAGCUGAAGUAGAAAAUGUAGGAUCCAGUAGUGUUGUGCAGAUGGAAGUAGGGAGCUCUAGUGUAGCAUCAUCUAAUACAGGAUCACGGAGGAAUUUCCAUCCAAAGCCUGGUUUGCGUGGUCAAGAAACUAAAAGCACUGGCGCAGCAACACGAGCCGGGACCAGUAGGUACGGAUUAAGAAACCUCAGAUGCAACUCCAUAUCUGAUGUCGUCCCUGCUGGCAUUCAACCACCAGACUCGGCCAAUAAUAGAAGAAAGGAUACAGUAAAAAAGAGAAAUUGUGAAGGGGAAAGUAGUUCAACAGCUAGAGGGAAGAAGAUCAAUGGUUCUUCAUUAGAAGGACGGAAUUCUGGUCCUAGAAAUGGUAUAUCUAUCUCUGAUUCAAGAAGACCCAGAAAUAUGCCUUCUAAUAAUAGGGACAGGCCAGACAGCAAUGUAAUGUCAGUCAGAACGCGGAGGCCGACUAAUGGUAAUGCGAGGGGACGACUUUCUAACCAAAGUAAUCCUAAUCCCGUGGCAUCGAAUGAGCCUGUUGUCAUGAUACCUACUUUGCCUCAUUCAGGUGAUCAUAAUGCUCCUGGUGUAUUGCAUCUCACUUCUCUGGAGGCUCCUUUAAGCCGUCCUGUCUCUUACAAUAGACCUGGUAGUAGCAGUGAUGAACUGUAUGGUAUUAUGCCUAUGUCUCCCACAGAAUAUGGCAUCACUCAUUCUCUUAUAAAUCGGGACAACUUUCGACGACGCUAUAACAUGGAUGGUAUUGCAGAGGUAUUGUUGGCACUUGAGAGAAUUGAGCAAGAUGUUGAGCUAACACACGAGCAAAUUCUUUUACUCGAGUCGAACUUGCUCCUCACUGGACUAAACUUCUAUGAUCAACAUAGAGACAUGCGGUUGGACAUUGAUAACAUGUCAUAUGAGGAACUAUUAGCUUUGGAAGAGAGGAUGGGUUCUGUGAGCACAGCUCUAACAGAGGAAGCAUUAUCAGAGUGCCUAAAGAGAAGUUUCUUCAAAUCCUUACCUUCAGAUGAUGUAACUGAGACUUUCAAUGGGAAUAAGAAUAAGGACGAUACCAAAUGUAGCAUCUGUCAGGAGGAAUAUGUGGUUGGAGAUGAGGUGGGGAAUUUGCAAUGUCAACAUAUGUUCCAUGUGGUUUGCAUCCAACAAUGGCUGAGGCUCAAGAACUGGUGCCCUAUUUGCAAAGCAUCAGUGGCAAAGUCAUCAACUCCGCCGUCACCGCCGCCGUCGUCAUCAUCACCUUCAUCCUAUUGAUGAUUCCAUGGUGUUAGGUCACACAGAUGGAGGAAGACUCAUUUUCUCUUUAUCCGCCGUCUCUUCAUUUUUUCUCACUCCCCUUUUUCUUGUCACAUUUGUACAAAAUACAGUUUCUCCUCUCACCUCUUUCUUAUUAUUGGUCAUUUUGUACAUAGCCAAUAUUUUCGCACCAAUUAUAUUACCUACUAAUAAUAAUACAAGCUACUGGCUUGAUAAUAGACAUUUGAACUACUGUGGAAUAGUGCCAUGCAAAUGUGUUCUUCCUCUUA
Molecule: messenger RNA, 2368 nt
Organism: Arachis ipaensis
Lineage: Eukaryota; Viridiplantae; Streptophyta; Magnoliopsida; Fabales; Fabaceae
Molecular function (GO): ubiquitin protein ligase activity
Source: RefSeq, a predicted model, not a curated record